GGCAUAGUAGUUGCCGAGACAAAGCGACAAAUGUAUGAAAAGUUGGAAAUGAAGGAGGACGAGAUAGCCCAACUGCAUGCUCAGAUCAAACAAAUAACUACAAAAAGCGAGGAAUUAAAAGGACAGAAAGAAAAAUCUGAAAGAGACGCAUUUAAAGAGCUUGAGAGGGCUCUGAGUAUUGCUGAAAAGACAGAGGAAGCCAGGAAAAAAUUGGAGGCAGAAAUGGAUGAAAAAAUCAAAGCAGUAGAAAAGGCAAGUGAGGAAGAGAGGAUAAAUCUUCAACAGAAGUUAACCAGAGUGAAACAAGACGUGGUUAAGAUUAUGAAGAAGUCUUCAGAGGACCGUGUUGCUGAACUAGAAAAAAUCCAUAAAAAAGAAAUGGCUACCAAAGAUCAGGAGCUAAAUGAGAGAUUACAGGCCCAAGAAAAGGCGUUCCAGGGGAAGUUGAAGGCAGCUCUUGAAAAAAAUCGGAGUGAGUGUUUAAAAACCCUUCAAGAAAAACAGGAGCAAGAAUCCCUAGCCUUAGAAGAAUUAGAGCUGCAGAAGAAAGCGAUACAGUCAGCGUGUGACAAGAAAAUUGAGAAGAUGCGUCAAAAAGUAGAGACUUUUAGAACUAGGAUUCUUGAACUGGAAAGCUCUCUUGCAAAGUAUUCACAAGAUGACAGAAAGCAAUCAGAGGAAUUAAGUACUCUGAUGGAGUCUGAAAAAAAGCAGCACAGUAAGGAAAUCAAUGAUAUAGUUGAGAAACACAAGAAAGAAUUGGAGAACGUGAAACAGCAGCAGGAGAAGCUUUGGACAGAAAAACUUCAAAUCUUAAAACAACAACAAGUAACUGAAAUAGAAAAAAUGAGAGAGAAACAAGAACAAGAGAUAGAUACAAUUUUGAAAGAGAAAGAAACAGUUUUCUGUGCACACAUAGAAGAGAUGAAUGAAAAAACAUUAGAAAAACUUGAUGUGAAACAAACAGAAUUAGAAGCACUGUCUUCUGAGCUAGCAGAAGCACUAAAAAUACGUCAUGAUUUAGAACAAGAGCUCUCGGAAUUGAAUAGUAAAGCGUGUGAAACAAAGCAAGAAUUGGAAGGAAAAUUAGAAGAAGAGAGGAAACGGCACAAUGAAGAGAUUGAAAUGAUGUUAAAAGAGCACAAAAUGUCUAUUCAGGGUGUUGAGAAGGUACUCAAAGAGGAACUCAACGAACUCAAGCAAUCAUUGAAGGAGAAAGACAUACAUCUGGAGGAACUAAAAGCACAUGAAGAGGAACUAAAGGAAUAUGCAGAAAGAGCUGAAGCUGAACUUGUCGAAGUGACUGCCAAGCUAGAGGAGCUUUCAGAGUUUAAUCAAAGUGCUUCUAAUGAGCAGGCAAAGAUAUAUGAAGAGGAAUUAGCAAAGCUGCAGCAAAAGCUGUCAGAUUUUGAAGGUGAAAAAUCACGACUUGGUGAGUGGCUAGAAAGAAAUGAAUCCCAGCUGAAUGAAGUCAAGAAUGAGUUAGAGACAUGCAUCUCUCAGGUACAUGACCUGAAGCAGCAUUUGCAAGAGCAAAGCAAUGAAAAUACACAAAAAGUAACCUCUCUGACUCAACAAUAUGAAUGUCAACUGAAGGAUCUACAAAGAGAGGCUGAUGAGACAAAGAGAAGUCUAACUGAGAAGGAAAAUGAAAUUAAACACAUGAAGAAGGUCCAGAACAAGAAAGUGAAAGAGCUAAAACAGAACCUGUUAGCUGCAGAGGAGAGAAUUAGUGCUUUACAAGGAGAAUAUGAAAAUAAACUGAAACAUCAGGAGAACAAAAUGGAAAUGAGUAAACAGAAAUCAAAAGUUAUGCAGGAAACUUUCAGAAAGAAACUUGCCGAGCAGGAAGCUAAACUGAAAAAAGAGCUUGAAAACAAGCAGUUGGAGUUCAGCCAGAAAGAGAGUGAGUUCAAUGCUAAAAUGUUGGAAAUAGCACAUGCCAACUCAGCUAGAAUCAAUGAUGCCAUGUCAAAACUGGAAUCUAAUCAGAAAGAGCAGCUAGAAAGUCUUGCUGAGGCUCAUAGGAGGGAGUUGGAAGAAAUCACCCAGAGUUGGGAACAGAAGCUCGCUCAGCAGGUUGAAGAGCUCCAGAAAAAACAUGAAAUGGAGCUGCAAGAGAAAGAGGAGGAAGUUGGAGACCUGAAACAGAAACUUGCCACCUUCAGUGCUGAGAAGGAGGGCUCCAGAACAGAAAUAACCCAAUUGAGGGAAGAACAGGUGAAAAGGGAGGAGGCCCUGAAGGAACUGCAAGAACAACUAAGGCAGUCAGUGGCUAAGGUGAAUGCUUUGUCAGAUAAGGAAAGCGACCUGAAAACACAGUUGAAAAAGUUGGAAAGUGAUCUUAACCAGUCCCUGAAAGAGCAGUCAGGACUUCAGGAACAGCUCAGUAAACAGAAAGCAGUGGAAGAGCAGGACAAAGCUAAAAUUACCAAGCUGGCUGACACACUGAGAAUGCUUGAAGAGAAACUCCAGACUCUGCAGUCUUCUCAGGAGAACGAUCAUGAAAGUUAUGAGAAAAAAACAGAGGCAAUUCAGCUAAAAGAAACUGAGUUUAAAAGGUGGUCAGGAGAACUUGCAGCCCAGUUAGACGCUUAUUGGAAGAACGCUGAAGCUUUAUUGCACACAAAAAGCAAUGAAUUAAUUGAAAAAUGCAGUGAAAAAAUUGGCAUAGUAACAUGCAAAAUUGCAGAUUGCGAGCGCCGAACUGUGAAAAUUAAAGAAGCGGUAUUAGUUAAAACGAGUAAGAUACCAGAAUUAGAAGCUCAACUUAGAGAAGUGACAGAGCAUCAUUGUGCUGCAAGUACUUCUUUGCAAAAGUCAAUGCAACAGCUGCAAGAGAAGGACAAUGUAAUUAUGUCCAUGAGAGCUGACAUUGAAGUACUUGUAACAGAAAAGGAACAAUUGCGAAAAGAGGAAGGGCAUCGGCAGGAAGCAGCAUCAGAGAAAGAAACUUGCAUAACACAGCUGAGGAAAGAGUUAUCUGAAAAUAUCAAUGCUGUCACCUCAAUGAGGGAGGAACUGCAGGAAAAAGAAUCUGAGAUCUCUGCUCUUAAAAAAAGAAUUAAUGACCUUAAUGUUAGACUUGAAAGCACGGUAAGUUUAACAGAGAAGGAAGCAGCCAUGUCUCUGUUAAGCAAGCAACAUCAAGAGGACCGGUUGCAAUUGUUAAACCAGGUACAGGAGUUAUCAUCCAGAGUUGAGAUGCUGAAUCAAGAAAAAGCAUCAGCUCGUGAACAGGUAGAUCAUUGCACGGCCAAGCUGUCAGAGUGGAAGAUGAAAGCACAAGCCAGGUUUACACAAAAUCAUGAUACUAUUGAAGAGUUGCAGAGCAAAUUUGAACUAAGCAAUACUGAAGCCAAUAAAAAAGAUGAAGAGCUAAAUAAACUGAAGGAGCAGCUGGCGAAACAAAGCAAGGAACUCGAUAGUUUAAAAAGUGAAUUGGAGAAAAAGCAAAACGGGAGGGAAAAGCAAGAAAGUGAGUUAACUGCAAAGUUAAAAAGCCAAUCAGCAAGAAUUGCUGAACUAGAAGAACACAUUGCUCAGAAAACUUCGGAAAAUGAUUCCCUGAUGGCAGAACUUAAAAAGUCCUUAGAAGAAAAAAUUAAGUCAACAAGAGAUUGCACAGAGUUGGAGAAUGAAAUGCUGCAAAAAGUAGAGAGUGUAAAAGCUGCUGCAGAACAAGAAAAAAGUAACAUGCUUCAGAGUGUCCAACAGACAUAUGAAGAGAAAAUACACAUGUUACAGAAGGGCUUAACUGAAAAAGAUGAAAUGUUGCAGAAGUAUGAAAAGGAACGACAAGAGAGUAAUGAUUAUUGUCUAGAACUGCAAAACAAACAGGGAGAACUCCUUAAAAAACUAGAAUGCGUUGAGAAGAGCCAUCAGGAGGAGCAGAGUCGGACUGAAAGUCUCGGGAAAGAACUGGAGGAGCAAACCAAAAAAUACUCAUUGUUAGCAGAUGAGCAUGCUUGUUGUGGUAGUGUUUUAGCAAGCAGUAGGGAAGAAUUAAAAGCUAAAGAACAAAAAAGUCUUGAUAUGGAGAAUGUAAUUGGAGAUUUCCAGAAAAAAUUGCAGGAAAAGGAGGCAGUCAGUCAAUCUUUAGAACAGAAGAUAAGAGAGUUCGAAAAUAAUCUAGUGAAGCAAAAUGAAGUGCAUAAGACUGAGAUGGAAAGUAUGAGUUUGAGAUAUGAAGAAAAGCUACAAAGUUUACAGCAACAGUUAGAUGAAAGAAAUGACAGUCUGAAAGCUUUUGAGGAAAAUGCUGAAGAAAAGGCUAAAUCUAGUUUGGAGCUGCAGAAGUUACUAAGUGAUAUGCAGGACCAGCAGAAGGACUUGCAGACUAAACUGAAAGAGACUGAAAGGGAGAAACAGAAACUACGCAAAGAACUGAAUAAUUUUCAAAAAGACAUACGUACUCUGCGAAAAGAACAUCAGCAAGAGCUUGACAUAGUAAAGAAGGAGUCCUUAGAAGAAAUGGAGCAGAAAAUCAGAUGUGAACGAGAAGACAUUGAGUUGAAGCACAACUCCACCUUAAAGCAGUUAAUGAGAGAGUUCAAUACUCAGCUGGCUGAAAAAGAAAGAGAAUUGGAAACAGCCGUAAAAGAGACGAUCAGUAAAGCCCAGGAGGUGGAAACUGAAUUGAUAGAAAAUCAUCACAUAGAAACAACACAGCUGCAUAAAAAAAUUGCUGAAAAGGAUGAUGAUCUAAAAAGAACUGUGAAAAAAUAUGAAGAAAUCCUUGAGGCUCGUGAAGAAGAGAUGACAGCAAAAGUUCAUGAGUUGCAGGCGCAGCUAGAAGACUUGCAAAAGGAAUACAAACAAAGGAUUGCAGAAGAGGAACGUUGGAACAAUGAAAAAGUCACAAUAACAGAACUUCAGGCACAGCUGGCACAGAAGACAACACUAGUCAAUGAUUCCAAACUGAAAGAGCAGGAAUUCAAAGAGCAGAUUCAUGUACUGGAAGACCAGCUGAAAAAUUAUGAGAAGAAUUUGUACGUCACAUCAGUUGGAACACGAUACAGAGAUGGAAACCUUCACCAUACUGACGUUUCCCUCUUUGGGGAGCCUACUGAGUUUGAAUACUUGAGGAAAGCGUUUUUUGAAUAUACGAUGGGUCGUGAGACAAAGACAAUGGCCAAGGUUAUAACAACAGUGCUGAAGUUCCCAGCAGAUCAGGCUCAGAAGAUACUAGAACGAGAAGAUGCUCGGCCAUUGUUUGCGUCACCUCGCAGAGGUAUCUUCUGA
Messenger RNA from Cariama cristata (Red-legged seriema), 5244 nucleotides. It is a transcript of the gene GOLGA4, whose product is annotated as golgin A4. The transcript has 14 exons. Gene Ontology annotation, molecular function: small GTPase binding. The record is from RefSeq and is a predicted model, not a curated record. Gene Ontology annotation, biological process: Golgi vesicle transport. Gene Ontology annotation, cellular component: Golgi apparatus. The annotation marks the transcript as partial. NCBI's taxonomy places the organism in Eukaryota, Metazoa, Chordata, Aves, Cariamiformes, Cariamidae.